GACGGCGAAAGAGAAGCAAUGGACUGUUUAUAAAUAGGAAGCUGAUGGAUGAAACUUCAGAUAUUGUGAGUGUAACGAGACGCAGUUCAGUCCUUUCCCUUAUUAGGAGCCCCUGAACUGAACUUGAAGGAGCAAAUAAUCCUCAAAGACAACCUUCUUCUUCUCCUUCUUCUUUGAACCCAGCAAAAGCAAGUUUGAAUAUAUAUAUUAGAUAGCCAGAAAUGGGAAGAUCUCCGUUCAGUGAUGAGACUGGUUUGAAGAAAGGACCUUGGACUCCUGAAGAAGAUCACAAGCUUGUUCACUACAUUCAGAAACACGGCCAUGGAAGCUGGAGGUCUCUCCCUAAACUUGCAGGGCUCAACAGAUGUGGGAAGAGUUGCAGGUUAAGAUGGACUAACUACUUGAGACCAGACAUAAGGAGAGGGAAAUUUUCCAAAGAGGAAGAACAGACAAUUCUGGAACUUCAUGCUAUCCUGGGCAACAAAUGGUCAGCGAUUGCGAGGCACUUGCCAGGUCGGACUGAUAACGAAAUAAAGAACUUCUGGAACACUCAUCUGAAGAAGAAGCUGAUUCAAAUGGGCUACGAUCCCAUGACUCACCAACCUCGAACUGAUAUCUUCUCUAGCCUCUCUCAUCUUCUGGCUCUGGCAAAUCUUAAGCAACUUCUUGACCAUAAUGCUUCGAGCCUUCAAUUUCUGCAACAUAGUAUUCAACCUCAAGCAAUUACAGAUCGCACCAGUACCACUCAUCAAGCAAACCCGAACGUUAUGAUGAACAUGGACAGUUUCAACCAUUUGAGUUCUCUAAUUCAGUUAGACGACAACAACGUCGUCAAUGAAUCCUCUAUAGCUUUUUCUCACGUGCCUGAGUUACUUACUCAUUCAUCAUCUUCUUCUUCUACCUAUCAAAUACCUCCAUUACUUAGUAAAGAAGACAUGGUUCAAAUCCCAGAAUAUUGUACAGUGAACAAGGAAGAGAGUGGUUCUCCCAAUUCUUCUACGUGGCUUCACUGUGUUCAGGCUGAGACGACUAUGGCGCCGGCGGCCACACAUGCUAUCAUCAGUACUUCGGUGACUGAUAAUAGUAUCGCCGAUGCGGCUUGCGAUUUUGGUGAUGUUGUGGGUCAAUACACUUGGCCUGAGUCUGAGCUGUUUCUAGAAGACUCUUUAUUCCAAGAGAUUAAUGCUUAGUGAUUUUACGUUAAUUACAGCUUUAUUACGUGUAUACUACGUGUAUUCUUGUGUUUCUUUUUGUAGAUAUUGUCCAUUAUGAGUAUAAUAUCCUUUAUUUAUGUUUUGAUAUAUUUGUAGUCUCCGUGUAAUUUUAUGACUGGUUAAUGAUAAUUCGUUUCUUGUUUU
This is a messenger RNA of Prosopis cineraria, 1358 nucleotides long. RefSeq names its product transcription factor MYB53-like. NCBI's taxonomy places the organism in Eukaryota, Viridiplantae, Streptophyta, Magnoliopsida, Fabales, Fabaceae. Bases 222 to 1190 code for a protein of 322 amino acids. The transcript is spliced from 3 exons. The record is from RefSeq and is a predicted model, not a curated record.